UUUCUUCUUUUCUUUGUACCUUUAUUGAAAUAUGAAGCUAUUUUCAAUAGCAAGUGCUGUUACUGUUAGCUGCCUCUCAAGCAUUGUAUAUGCUAUUUCCAUUGAAUUGAAACCUGAUACUUUGGAGGAAGUUAUUGGUCCUGGCACUUGGUUAAUUGAAUACUUUUCACCUUACUGCCCACAUUGCCAGCAUUUCGCGCCCGAAUGGGAAAGGUUCACUAACGAUUACAGCUAUCUCGCAGAUGAAAAGAACUUCCACUUUGGUACAAUCGACUGUAGUACUUAUGGUGAUCUAUGUCGCGCUCACGGUAUCGCUGGCGUACCAUCCAUUCAACUAUGGGAAUUUGGAAAGAAAAUAGAAAAAUACAUUCAGGGCAAUACAUACGACGGAUUAGUGAACUACGUAAAGGACAAGUUAAAGCUGGGUGAUGAAACAGAGACAGAAAAAGCACAAGAAACAGUAGCAACCAAUAGUAAUCUCAAUGUCACUCAUGACGAUAAAGAUAUCAGCGAAAAGGAUACUGGUAAAGAUAAAGCACCAAAAGUAGAGUCCAUACAAAGUAUGGUGAUCGAAGACGAUCUUGUAGAAACCGGAUUAGAGAUGCAGGAGGAUGAUAAUAAGAUACAUGAGCAGCAGCAACCAAAAGAAGCGGGCUUAAUAGAGGAGAUCGCUGAGGAAGCCAAAUCAAAUGAUGCAGCUUUAAAGUUGCUUGCAAAUCCGGAUGGUGUUUCAGUAGAGUUGGACGGCGACAAGUUAAAAGAGAUUUCAUCUUCAAACACAAAUCCAUGGUUUGUCAAGUUUUAUGCACCUUGGUGUCCUCAUUGUAAGCGUAUGGCUCCUACGUGGACUAAAAUGGCCGAGGAGUUACGUGGCCAAAUGAAUGUCGGUGAAGUCAAUUGUGAUAAAGCACCUACUCUCUGUGAUGAUUAUGACAUUACAGGUUUUCCUACCCUUCAAAUUCUUGGCUUGGGAGAUGUGAUUCAUUAUAAUGGUGAUCGCUCUCUAGUAAGUCUGACAAAAUUUGCCAACGAGCAUACAGGGGUCUCUGUUAAAGAUAUCUCCAUGGAUGAAUUAGAGGGUCUUCUAUCUUUAAAGGAUACCGUUCUGAUUUACUUGAAGAAAGAUGACAAGGAUACAGUCCCAGAAAUGAUCGACAGUAUUGGACGUCAAUACAUGGCAACUAUUCCCUUUUAUGCCAGCCAUGAUGAACUCGUCAUCGAUAAAUUCAAUGCCAAAUCUAAACUGCCAGCCUUAUUGAUUGCUAAAGAUGGCAUGUUCAGCAUGUAUUCAAAGCACGAUUUCAGCAAUCUUGACGAUAAACCUGCUCUUUUGCGUUGGAUUGAAAAUGUUAAAUAUCCUUUGGUCAGUAAAUUAGGUCCCACCAACUACAAAAGCAUUUUAGAAGGCCAUUCACCUGUUGUUCUGAAUAUUAUCAACGCCAAAGACACCACAAGUCAAUCAAAAUUUAGAGAUAUUGCUAGUAAUUGGAAGGUAGCAAAUGAAGGAGGCAACGUUAGCCGAAGAGUUAUUUUUGCAGAGAUGGACCGUGCCAUGUGGAGAGAAUAUGUGCUUGAAAAGUUCAAUGUAGAGCAUGAUAGUACCUCGAAAUUAAUUAUAUUUAAUGCGCCUGAGCACAUUUACUUUGACAAGGAUACCAAUAAGAGACCGUUAAGCAUUGAUCAACCUGAGGAACUGUAUACGACAUUGAAGAACUUAGACAAAUUGCAGGGCGAAACAACAUUAGCUGUUCAUGAACAAAUUGGUGACUCUUUAACACGAGGAGUACGUUGGAUAUUUACUCAUUGGUUUAUCAGCUCAAUCACUUUGGGUGUCGUCGGUAGCUUUGUUUAUAGAUAUCUUACAUACCAUAGUCCAAAACGACUCAACAACGCAUACAUCAAUGCGAACAGUGGUUUACCCUAUUACAAACCAUCCUCUUAUACUCAUAAAGAUUAGAUUUUUAUGGAAAUAAACAUGUGUAUAUAUAGCG
Molecule: messenger RNA, 1991 nt
Organism: Mycotypha africana
Lineage: Eukaryota; Fungi; Mucoromycota; Mucoromycetes; Mucorales; Mycotyphaceae
Product: thioredoxin-like protein
Exons: 5
Coding region: 32-1957 (641 amino acids)
Cellular component (GO): endoplasmic reticulum
Molecular function (GO): protein disulfide isomerase activity
Source: RefSeq, a predicted model, not a curated record